This is a messenger RNA of Penicillium subrubescens, 1128 nucleotides long. RefSeq lists its product as uncharacterized. The transcript has a single exon. Bases 1 to 1128 code for a protein of 375 amino acids. The record is from RefSeq and is a predicted model, not a curated record. Lineage: Eukaryota; Fungi; Ascomycota; Eurotiomycetes; Eurotiales; Aspergillaceae.
AUGGAGCACAAGCGUCACGUCUAUUUGGCCUGCAAAGCUAUUUUUUCUGCCCAGAAUGCCUCAAUCCGUAAGAGAAAGACCGUUCAAAAGCGUCUCGAAGAUCACCGGUCGUCGCUCCAGUCUCUCAUACCGGAUUUCGAUCUCAAGAAAGUGGCGGUUAUAUGCCAAACUCCCCUUGAGAAGCAAAUUUUUCAGUCUGAGAUAAAGGCGAAACUCGAAUUUCCUGAAUUAUUCGCGCCUGCAUUGGAAAAAGAUUCCUACCCUUUGGCAUCUGAAGAGGAGGCAGCAAGGUCAGAAGCCGAAAUAAUUGAAGGAAUUACCCUGAACUAUGAAAGGGAGGAAUCAGGAGUGGACACGGUGAUUCCUUUUGAUUGUCGCAAAGAUUGUCUCAAUAAACAACCGCUCUAUUGCGACCAGGGCAGGGUUUCCCGGCCUGUCUCAGCGCGAAAGCCAUCACUGCCAUCAUUCUAUCCAUCAUAUUUCCCCUAUCACGCUCAACACGCCAUUCUUUCGACAGUGCAGCGGGUUUUAGAGGAGUCUUGCUUUGAUUUUGCACAGAAGUGGUUUCCUCUGGAUAUCAAGGAUCACGGCUGGGACUGCGCCGAGGCAGUCGAACUUACCAAAUGGACAAGGUUGAUUCAGGAACAGAGCUCAAACCUGCCUUGCGGUAGUUUACUAUUAAAUGGCUCAGAGCUUAGUACCGCAUUAUCGGCCGUGCAUAAGAUUCGCCACACUGCUGUCCAUCGACUAUUGACUACCGCCCGAGGAAUAGAUAUUCUUGUCGUCUCUGCUAUGCGUUUGACUGAGGUCCUACAGGAUACAUUACGCACUUCUCAGUUGGAAGAUCUUCACGUGGAUCUAGCAAGUAAAAUCGAAACAAUGGACCUUCAAAAAAAAGCACUUGAUAGCUGUCUUGCACAAGAUCUCGAAAACAUACAGUUACAGAGAGAGCAGCUGGACCAAAAAGAGGAGGAUCUCAAGAAGAGGGCUAUGGGCAAUGACCAGGAUAUGAAAUCCUUGAUGGGCCUCCUGAUAGCGGAAACAGUGGAGAAGGUGUUUAGUCACGACUAUAGGGACCAAUGGGAAGCAGAGAUGUCAUGCUUUGCUACUGCUGACGAGGGCGACUAA